This is a messenger RNA of Mauremys reevesii (Reeves's turtle), 3740 nucleotides long. RefSeq names its product zinc finger and BTB domain containing 8B (gene ZBTB8B). The record is from RefSeq and is a predicted model, not a curated record. The transcript is spliced from 4 exons. Bases 661 to 2100 code for a protein of 479 amino acids. Gene Ontology annotation, molecular function: DNA-binding transcription factor activity, RNA polymerase II-specific; RNA polymerase II cis-regulatory region sequence-specific DNA binding; protein binding. Lineage: Eukaryota; Metazoa; Chordata; Testudines; Geoemydidae. Gene Ontology annotation, biological process: regulation of transcription by RNA polymerase II.
GCUGACCCCGCGAAGUCUGAUGGACUCCCCGUCCCUCUGGGGGGCUGCAGGGACUCGGCCCUGCUCAGCUGCCCGAGGCGUGUUUGCUGUGCUGGGGUGGGCAAGGCUGGCUCCUCUCCAGCACACUUGGCAUUUCCCACUUGCAACCAAGGGGGAGAGCUGCUCAAAAGAACAUGCAGAAUACGGUGCCAAAUCGUGCCCCUAGACUGAUUGCCACAGGAGCGCCUGGCUAAAAUGCAAGAGCGGGAGUGAAAUGAGCCGGGUUCCGAGCUCUACCGCAGACUUUCUGUGGGAUGCUUAAGCUUAGUUCUUCAAUUCCCCUGCCUGGAAAAUGGGGUUAGCGCUUCCAGUCCCACAGGAGCAUUGUGAGACUUCAGGCGUGUGAAGUUCUCUGAAAUUCUCAAGUGGAAAGCCUUAAAUAAGUAAAAUGUAUUGUUCUUCUUAAGCCUUUCCAGUUUUCAUUAGCUUUUCUACCAGCAGUGCUCCUGAGCAACCAACCUAUGCCAGUUUCACCCUUGACUGCAAAUAUCAGAAAAACAAUAGUGUCUGAUUUUUUUUAAUAAAGAACAAGGGAUUAAUGUCAGUAGCGGUGCACGUAAUCUCAUCCAAUGAGACAACUAGUAUAUAAGUAAAAAGUGAUCAGAAGCAGCAAUAGGAGAAAUGGAGAUGCAGUCAUACUACACAAAACUCUUGGGAGAGCUCAAUGAGCAAAGAAAGAGGGAUUUUUUUUGUGACUGCAGUAUUAUUGUGGAAGGCAGGAUCUUCAAAGCUCACAAGAACAUUCUCUUUGCCAAUAGCGGCUACUUCAGAGCCCUAUUGAUUCAUUACAUUCAAGACAGUGGGCGACACAGCACUGCUUCUUUGGACAUUGUUACUUCAGAGGCCUUCUCCAUCAUCCUAGAUUUCCUUUAUUCAGGGAAGCUGGAUCUUUGUGGAGAAAAUGUUAUUGAAGUCAUGUCCGCAGCUAGCUACUUGCAGAUGACUGAUGUGGUCAAUUUUUGCAAAACAUACAUCAGGUCAUCGCUAGAUAUUUGCAGAAAAAUAGAGAGAGAAGCUGCUUUCUAUCAGGCUGAUAGCGGAAGCUCUAGUUCUGUCAGAGAGGGCACUUCUUAUGGUACAAAGAGCCAGUGCUCUGCCUCCGUGUCUUCUCUGCAAGAAAAGGAAAGGAUUUCUGAUUGUCAGAGAGAUCCUCCCUGUGGUGAAUGUAGCAGCUGCCACCCAAUGGAACUUGUGGUGAGAGACCCUGUAAGCAGUGAUUCUCCAGAUGACAUUAAUUCUUCUCUGCCCAAAGGGGUAGUAGAACCAAAAGUAGAAUUUGACUCUGAUGAAGUGGAAGUAGAAGUGGGUGAACGACUACAGCAGUAUCCAACUCCGUUAUCUCUUGAGCAGAUGGAAGAGGGGCUGCACAGUGGCCAGGCAAUGGACUUGGCCUGCAAUAACUAUCAUAUGAAACAGUUUCUAGAGGCCCUGCUACGCAACAGUGCCGCUCAAAGAAAAGAUGAUGUGGUUCAUCACUUUGUUCGGGGCUUUGAGGGUAGGCCAGAAGAUGCAGGAGUGGCCAUGAGUUCCAUGAUGGACAUUCACAGCGACUGGUAUGGAGAGGAUACAGGUGAUGUGUUAGUUGUGCCAAUCAAGCUCCACAAAUGCCCGUUCUGUCCCUACACGGCUAAGCAGAAGGGAAUACUAAAACGGCACAUUCGCUCUCAUACAGGGGAGAGACCCUACCCUUGUGAGACGUGCGGCAAACGCUUCACCCGGCAGGAGCACCUUCGGAGUCAUGCUCUGAGUGUGCACCGAUCAAACAAGCCAAUUAUCUGCAAGGGUUGCAGAAGAACGUUCACAAGUAGCCUAUCACAGGGAUUACGGCGCUUUGGCUUGUGUGACAGCUGCACUUGUGUAACGACUACGCAUGAGGAUUCAAUGCCCAUUAACCUCAGUCUGAUGGAACCUUCAUCAGAAGGUCAAGAAAAGGGUGAUACAGACAAUGAUUGGCCUAUAUAUGUCGAAUCUGGUGAGGAAAAUGAUCCAGCUGAUGAUGAUGAUGCUGAUGAUAAGCAGGAGAUCCAUAGAAGCUUAUCAGACCGAGAGGCACUGAUGUAGUAACAGAAGGAGGGUUGGCAGAUUUAAAGCGUUUCCCCUGUGAUUGGUCAUUCUACAGCAGAAAACUGCAUAUUUAACCAGUUUUGUGGAACUCUGUUUUUAUUACUAAAUUCCAGUUUUGAUAGAACAGGUGGGAAGAACUGGAUUUUGAAAUAUUUUUUAACUUUUCAGUGCUGUGCACUAGAAUUCUGAGGGAAUUUUCUGUCCUGGAUGAGCAGAGGCUGUCUCCUUGCAAUCACGUGUUGUGCUUCUGUACCCUGGCUCUGAGGGAAGGAUAACAUUAUUUGCAGGUGAAGGAUCAUCAUGAUCAUUUGAUACUGAGUUUCCUCUCACAAUGCUGCCAUGGUCCCUCAAUCCUGGUCUCAAGCGGGCCAACCAUCAUCUUUCUAGGAAGAGAUGUGGAGAAAAUAAAUGUAGUUUUCAUCCUUAACCUUGGACUUCUCUAAACUGUUUUGCAAUCUCGUCCCUCUUAUGUUAGGAAAGUCCUGUCUGAAACUGUAAAUCCUAACUGUUUGUUUAAUCUUAAAAGUUUAGAAUAGGAUUUAACCUGGAAACCACAGUAAAUUACCAGGAUAACAAAUAUGCUACAAAGGGAAGCAUAUUCAGUAGAGAAUCUUCACACAUGUUUGUUCAUAUAUGUACUUAGAGAGCAAGUUUCUAUUUUUGGGCAGUUUUCACUGCAUUUCCAUCCCAGGAGAACAACCGAGCUUGGGCUGUGAUUCUUCUGGUCUGUAUUUAAUGCCCAUUAGACAGUAGUCCAGGCCUGAGAACUACACAGAAUACUUAUUCUGUGAUCUAGUAAAAUAGUGUCCAAAGUGCACUGGUCACUGAAGCAAGACUAAGUGCACUGCCCGCCUCUUUUCAACCAUUUAAAGUAGAAGUUAUAACCUAGCAAUCUAGAAAAGUGGUUUCUUUAGUAGAUUAAAUAGUCAGAUUUACUGUUGAUCUAGCUGAAGUACAAUUCCAAAGAAAAAUCUGGACUACAUAUAUAACACCAUCCCUGCAAACUAUUUUUGAAGAAACCAGGUGAGACCCUUUGUAAAAUUAGAGACUCCCUGUAUGCAAACUUCCCCUUUCCUAAUGAGAUUUUUCUUCUUAUAUAGUCAAAAAUAGUCUUUGAUGAUUCCUAUGAUGGUUUGUACCCUUUCAUUGUCUUAUGAAUUCAUCCAGGUACUGUCUCUUGUUAAAAUUCCAACUUGGACCCUGCAUUUUCCUUGUUGGACAGAUACAAGUUGGCUUUUGAAGGAGGCAAGAUUACUUUAUUUAAUUUACCUGUUCAGUACCAAAUUGCUGUAAACUAUGAAAUUAGCUGGGAAACUGUAAAGAGCUCUUGGGUAAGCUACUGCUAAACUUAAAGUUAAAGAAGUUACAGUAUUGAAGGAUUCUGUGAAGUGAAGGUGAAUACUGUACGUAGAUAGUACUUUCUAACUUGUUCGUAAAUGUUCAAUGAAAAGCAUUGUAUUUGGGCCUCACUUUCUGGAUCAAGUGCUAGAACAGAAGAUUGCAGAUAGACAUCACUGACACAAGAAGAUCGUCUCAGUUAAAAAGACAGUUUUCCUUUCUUAUGUUUUAAAGAAGACUUUACACUGAGCAAACAUAAAAUGGAACAUUUUUAUAUAAAAAGCAGCUGAUUUAACCAG